UCUGGCUCAGCCCAGCCGUCGCAUACUUCUGCCUAUUCAUUCCUACACCCCGAAAUUGGAGGUCUCGCUGCCCCUACCUUUGAACUCCAUUUCUAGCUUUCUCUUUGAUUCACAACCUCUUAACCUCUCCUUGUCAUCUUCUAUUGUAAUUCACUCCGUCUUGCUCUUCCUCGCACCAUGGCAACUGUCGCUACGGCGAGAAUGAUUCGCGGUCAACCGCCUUCCCCGCCUCAUUCUACUGAUGGAGACCCUGCACCAGAAGUUCAUCGAACCUCCUGUGGCACGCUCCAGCAAGCUUAUGGACAUCACGACCCUUAUAGUUCUAUGUUACAUGGAAAUCGUGCGUCUGGUGAUAUUUCAUACGAACACAGACCACACUCUCUGGAGUACACUCCUCCUUCAUCACAGUACGUCUCUUCCGGGGACUAUCCUCGAUCACUGUCCAUGCAAGCCCCGAUGGCAACAAAUGGCCUUCAGGUUAACACGCCUCCCCCUGCUGCAGACGAGGGCCUAGUUUCAGAAUCGGUACCACGAUGGAGCUCGCCGUCGUCCCAGAGACAGGUGACGAGGGCAAGGGUGGCCAGGUCGCCUAGAGUGCGUCGCAGGAAUAGAAAUAGGAAGGACACAAGAGUUGAGCUCGAAGGCCCUCUGAGUGAAGUGACCAAGCAUUUGACAAACAUCCCUAUUCGAGACAUGGAACGCUGGGUGAACCGGUCAAUAGAAGUUCGUCACCAAGAGGUAGCCAAGAGGAACGGAAAGGUUGCCAGGCCCAUGAACUCUUUCAUGCUUUAUCGAUCGGCAUAUGCGGACCGGACAAAGCAAUGGUUUGCGCAGAACAAUCAUCAAGUGGUUUCCGAAGCAGCGGGUGACAGCUGGAGGCUUGAAUCCCCAGAAAUCCGUCAGAAGUACGAGCUUCUGGCCAAUAUCGAGAAGAGUAACCACCUCAAGGCGCAUCCUGGUUACAAGUUCUCGCCGUCGAAAGAUAAGAAGAAACGAGCUGGGAGCGAAGAUGAGCGUCCCCUGGCCAGCACCCCUGGAUCCACUUCAGCUUUUCUGCAAAACCGUGCCGCGAGCUCUUCGGAAAUUGAUAGUAGUGGCUGGGAAAGUCGGGACUCGACCCCGUUUGACUUUGCUGACCAUGGUUUACAUCUACCUGGGGAUACCUACCUUUCUUCAUCUGCCUGGCAUGCAGCCAACCAUGGGCGGCCGCACCCUGGCAUGAUUCCCUCCUCUGAGCCAUCUCACUACCUCCACCAGACAAUCCAUGCAGGGCUUAUCCCUCACGUAGAGGAUGUCCGAUUCAAGAAGACUGGCUUGCAUGGGAUUCAAUAUGCUACGUCCUCGUCCACUCCACUGGCUGCUCUACCCGGCUCCACACAUCAUGACCUUCUUCAGCCGUCCACCUCGUUGCCCGGUGAUGGACAACUGGAUCCCCAGCUCCUGACCCUGCAGACCGAGCUCCAGAGCCCGAACCAGCUCUUUGGCAGCUCUCACAAUAUGUGGCAAGACUCUUCCAAUGUCAACUGCUACACCUCUCCCUCGUCUUCCUUGGCACCUUAUUCAAUCCCUUAUACCGCGACGACCUACUCACAGGGAAUACACACCCUAGAAACCGACCCUGCUCUUGAUGGUACCAGUGGCGAUUUUGACACCUGGAUCAACCAGCAGGGCACGACAUACUAAUCCUCAUCUCGAACACAGUACCAUGGAACGUUCAAAAUACCCUCCACCAGUUUAUCUGCUAUCACAUACAAGUCUAUCUAAUAUUUUUUCUUCUUUUCUUUUCUUAUGAUUUUCGUCUCGUUUUGUCACCUGGGAUGGACGUUUACUCUUUUGUUUCUUACCCCUCAGAGCGGAGUUAUUGUUGAAGGCGUUUUUUCUUAUUCAUAGGGGCCC
Aspergillus piperis CBS 112811 is the source of this 1896-nucleotide messenger RNA. RefSeq names its product HMG box protein. The record is from RefSeq and is a predicted model, not a curated record. The transcript is spliced from 3 exons. Gene Ontology annotation, biological process: regulation of transcription by RNA polymerase II. The coding region runs from base 178 to 1683 and encodes 501 amino acids. NCBI's taxonomy places the organism in Eukaryota, Fungi, Ascomycota, Eurotiomycetes, Eurotiales, Aspergillaceae. Gene Ontology annotation, molecular function: DNA-binding transcription factor activity, RNA polymerase II-specific; RNA polymerase II cis-regulatory region sequence-specific DNA binding. Gene Ontology annotation, cellular component: nucleus.